AAUAAUGCAAACUUUACCCUGCGUUGGCCAAUAACAUACAGGCAUUGCCGUUGGCAGGGAAUUAUAAAUUCUAAAUCAUAAGACUGUCACUGCGUUUCUACUUUGACUAAUGCUCCGAGUGGCUUGCAGGAAUCACAAAAAAGAAAAGGUCUCAAUAAAAGCAGUAUGGCAGUUGAAGGAGGUACCAAAAUCAUCAAAUACCUGGUGUUGUUCUUCAACCUUCUCUUUUUUAUCUUUGGUAUAAUUUUGGUUGCUAUUGGAGGUUGGGCAGAGGCUAAGUAUGGCUCCUACCUUGCUCUCUCCAAUAUCGAAUACGCUUCUGGGUCAAGGCUGUUGAUUGCUGUUGGUGUCAUUAUUGCUGUUGUGGCGUUCUGUGGUUGUUGUGGUGCCUACAAAGAGAACAAGUGCUUGCUGAUGAUUUUCUUUGCACUGCUACUUAUCAUCCUGAUCUUGGAGAUCACGUCAGCUGCUCUCGCCUAUCAGCACAAAGACAAGGUCAUGGCUACGCUUCAAAAAGACAUCAACAGCACCAUUGCCACCAAAUACGGAUCGGACAAAGGAACCACGGACCUUAUCGACUUGCUGCAGCAAAAGGAAAAGUGCUGUGGUGGUAUUAGUUACCGGGACUGGACAAUGAACCCGAAGUUCAACGUGAGCAAAGUUCCUGACAGCUGUUGCAUCACAAAGACAUCUGGUUGUGGUUCCACUUUCGAUAGUUCUACCCCCACCAAUGCGGCCAAGACAAUCUAUACAAUGGGCUGCGAAACGAAACUCAAGGAGUUGAUCACCAGCAAGUUGAAUGUCAUCGCUGGGAUGGCUAUUGCCAUAUUGGUCAUUCAGCUUCUUGGAAUGAUAUUUGCACUGUGCCUCAUUUGCCGAAUGGACAAGGGAGAAUCUGUCUAAGUGUGUUUUUUCAAAUAAAUGGUCUACGUGAAUCAAUAUCAAGAAACACCAAGGGGAUACUGAUGAUGGAAGCAAGCGAAGACCGUUGUUAACCGUACAUCUUGGUAGAAAUUCAUGUCUUACGUCAGAUGAACGUUUUUCUUAUCACUAAAAGCCAGAAUGAACCCAAUUUCCUUAUGUUAGUCCUGCAACCUGGCAACAUCACUAUCCCAGUACUGUAUACUCUAGGCGUCAAUGACGAAAAAGGUGAAACCUGCGAUUCAUAUCAAAACUAGCAGUCUCCACAAUUACCCGUACUAUAUGAGAAAGCAAGUAACAUUAAACUCAUACAUAACUUGUGA
Nematostella vectensis (starlet sea anemone) is the source of this 1244-nucleotide messenger RNA. RefSeq names its product CD63 antigen. Gene Ontology annotation, cellular component: membrane. The transcript is spliced from 8 exons. Lineage: Eukaryota; Metazoa; Cnidaria; Anthozoa; Actiniaria; Edwardsiidae. Bases 166 to 903 code for a protein of 245 amino acids. The record is from RefSeq and is a predicted model, not a curated record.